Rhizopus microsporus ATCC 52813 is the source of this 3055-nucleotide messenger RNA. RefSeq lists its product as uncharacterized. NCBI's taxonomy places the organism in Eukaryota, Fungi, Mucoromycota, Mucoromycetes, Mucorales, Rhizopodaceae. Gene Ontology annotation, molecular function: ATP binding; protein serine/threonine kinase activity. Gene Ontology annotation, cellular component: cytosol; nucleus; cytoplasm. The transcript is spliced from 4 exons. Gene Ontology annotation, biological process: regulation of DNA-templated transcription; protein phosphorylation; intracellular signal transduction. Bases 271 to 2997 code for a protein of 908 amino acids. The record is from RefSeq and is a predicted model, not a curated record.
CCUUCAUCCAGCGCUUAUCUUUUUCAUGUACAUUUCUUUCAAGAGAGGAUAAUUUGGGAGAAUAUCCAAGCAGCGUUCUUUUUGAACUGUAUACAGGUUUCUCCAUUUCAUUGGCUAAAAGAGACUAAAGUGACAGGUGUUUGAUUUUGAGAAACAUUUCCUUUUUUAAUUACAUAUGAAGUCAACACAAACAGCUACUGACACAGGUAAGGCUACAGCAAAGGUAAACCAUUCCUUUUUCUUCUUAAAAAACACACUGCUAUAAUAGGCAUGGAUAAAAUAACGUCAGGUAAUGGCACUCGUUCAAAAUCAAAUCAGCCCGACAGUGACGAAGACAGUCCAUUAGCAAUGGAAAGUUUAGAUCAUCUUGACGAAAAUGACAAACGUUUUUCAGAAGAUCACAGCGAUUCUAUUGCUGAAUAUUGCGCCGAAUCACUCUACAGCUUUAGCUUCACACCUCUAUCUCGAGUUCACAAAGCAACCAAGAUAAAAAAACAAUUGUUAAGCCGCGGAAUGGAUUAUAUGCAACGUAUCCGAUGGAACACGGCUGAAGAGGAUAAAAGUCGACGAUUUUCUCAACCAGACAUAGGCAUAUCCGAAACAGACGAGUGGUCGACUUCAGAAUUGAAAUUAUCACCAUCUGUAAACGAUCUAGUUCGCCACCACCUCAUCACUCAGGCAAAGCAGAAGGAGUUGGACGACGAAGGGUUCCCUGUAGGACGACGACAGACCAUCGAGGCAUUUAAUCACCUGGGUACUAUCCGUGAAGUACCUACAUCCACCUCUGCUCAAUACAGUCAUGCGAUUCAUGCACCAUGUCGCUUUUUACCUCAGAAUCAAUCUAUUGUAACGACUGAUUCAGAAGCCACCAUAUUGUUAUUUAACGACAUGGCUAGUCUCUGUUUAGGAAUAGACCAGUCUUUUAUCGGAAAGUCUAUUUUGACGACACUAGAUAACCCUAUUCAGAGACAAUUGAAAAGUAUACUUAAAAGGCGGCGAAGUAUUGAUUUUUCAGAAAAGCAUAAAGGCGUUGUUCUCGUUUGUGGUAUUGUAGUUCCUAUCAGAAAAAUGAGUGGCGAAAAAUCAGCAGCUUCUCUUUGGCUCAAAGAAAAAAUCACUGACGAAGGAAAUGCGAUCUAUAUCUGGAUUCUUGAAGAAAUCUAUGAAACUUCACUCAUCGUUCGUUUGGACGCACGCGGUAACAUAUUGGGAGUAGAUAAUACGAUUAAGGAUCUUUUUGGUUAUGAGUCUGAAGACGUCAUUGGUAAAUCUAUCACUCAGCUUAUUCCUGGCAUUUCUAAAGAGCAUGGAGAGUAUCCUGAUCUGCAGCAAAUCGAAAAGAUAAAGUACUAUGGUGGCCUCUCUCGUAAAGGCCUUGCAUUUCCAACCAUCAUCAGUAGUUCUUCUGGAAGCAAUGGCGUGUUGAAAAUAGUUUCUCUUCCUUCCGUGGCAGGGCUUAUCACAGUUCAUAUCAAUACGGGAAAGAUUCAAAGCAUUAAUCCAGUGCCUGCAAAGUAUUUGUUUGGAUAUUCUCCAGAGACACUUGUUGAAAAAUUCAAAAUUAACCAAAUCAUUCCUCGGUUUUCAAACAUUGUGUCUGGUCUUCGAAACCAUAAUCUCUUGCAAUAUUCAUGCACGGUCAAUAACCACGUGUGUCGAUGGGCAAUAUCGGGAAUAGAUAAGGAAUAUCAAUCCAUGAGCGCUGAGGAAUCGCUAAAAUCACUCGAACGACGGCCCUCAAUCAAUGCCAGUGGACACCCACUUCCAACUAUCCAUGCUGUGCACCGUGAUGGCAGUAGCUUUGAAAUUCAAAUACAACUACGGCUCAUCGAAAGUGAUAAGGAGGACUUGAUCAGCGUUUGGGUCACUUAUGAUCGCAUUCAGGCAAUAGAGCGACAAAAUAGAAAACUUAGACAUAAACAAAAGCAAGAACAAUAUCAUCAAGAACUCGAACAGAUACGUCUCAAUAAUUUGCAACAGUCAUCUAUCGUGUCUCCGCCGCCACCAACAGAAACUAGUUCUCCCGUACAACCAAAGAGACGACCACCGAUCAGGUCUUAUGGUAUAUCGUCUUUUGGUAAUGUGGAUGAGUCAAAAGCACUCUUCCCAAAAAACAAUAACGCAAGCAUAAGUCGAGAAAGUCUACUUAGUAGCAGUGCCUAUACGAGUAGCGAGGAGUCUCUGCCUCUUGUUAAAAAAAGCCCCGUGGACGAUUAUGCUAUUUUGAACAAUCUUGGAGAAGGCGCCUUUGGUGCAGUUAAACUGGCUUAUAGAAGAGAUGAUCCAAACAAGGAAAAGGUGGUGAUAAAGUUCAUUAGAAAGGAUAGAAUAGUCGUCCACUCUUGGAUAAGAGAUCGAAAACUUGGCCUUGUCCCUAUGGAAAUUCAUAUUCUGAAAAAGCUUAAAGACAAUCCACAUGCCAACUGCUGUUCAUUAGACGAUGAAACAUUCUAUGCUGUCAUGAAAUUCCACGGAAGCGAGUGUAUGGACCUAUUUGACUAUGUAGAAUUACAUAUGGGCAUUAGCGAAAUCGAGAUCAAGCGUAUAUUCUGGCAGAUAGCUAAGGCAGUAGAACAUAUUCAUGGCCUUCGUAUUGUUCACCGUGAUAUCAAAGACGAAAACGUGUUAAUAGAUGAAAAUGGUCGUGUCAAUCUGAUUGAUUUCGGAAGCGCUGCUUACUUUAAAGAAGAUCGAAAAUUUGACACCUUUUGUGGUACACUAGACUAUUGCGCACCUGAAAUCGUCAAGGGCAUGCCCUAUGAGGGUCCACCUCAAGACAUAUACUGCUUAGGGAUAGUGCUUUAUAUAUUGAUCUAUAAAGCAAACCCAUUUGUUGACAUAGACAAAAUCCUGGAUCAUAACCUAGAGUUUCCUUAUGUGCUAUCAGAAGCAUCUGUCGAUCUUAUCAAAGGUAUGCUAGAUUACAGCCCAGAGAAACGCUUUACAAUUGCCCAAGUGUUAUCCCAUCCAUGGCUUCAGAAUAUUUCGUAUGAUUAGUUUGUGUAUAUAAAAGAAACGCUUUCAAAUAAAUACCAUAUAGGGAAUUUGUAUUGCC